Messenger RNA from Nylanderia fulva, 3134 nucleotides. Its product is annotated as WD repeat-containing protein 36. Gene Ontology annotation, cellular component: small-subunit processome; Pwp2p-containing subcomplex of 90S preribosome. Gene Ontology annotation, biological process: rRNA processing. Gene Ontology annotation, molecular function: protein binding. The record is from RefSeq and is a predicted model, not a curated record. Lineage: Eukaryota; Metazoa; Arthropoda; Insecta; Hymenoptera; Formicidae.
GCACUUUCACCGCAAGAGGUCUCCAAAAUGGAUUCGAAUUUUCGUCCGUCAAGCAUGGUUGUGUUCAAACUUAACCUCACUUAAAGGAAAAAAAUUAUUUAGUAAUUAGUUGACGGCACGGAAAACACCGAAAUACAUAUAAAAAGACAUAAUUUAUACAAGGUCUGGAUGUAGAAAUUUUACAGAAUUUAAAGACACUCUUGAUAAGAUAGAAAAAAAAUAAUUCCGAGGUUUUUCGAUCAAAAUAUACAACAUGGUGCAAAGUAGGAUAUUCGCGCGGAACCGAGCCCUCGGGUACGUAAGCAAUCACAUUCCUCUGGUGACGAGGUACAUCCUGAGAAGGAAGGAGCACCUGGUGGUCACUUGCGUGGGCAGAGAGUUCCACACUUAUGGAUGCAAACACUUCACCCUGAUGAGCGUGUCGGGGAUGCAUGCCGAAGACAUCACCUGUUUGGCUACAGACACCUUCCACGUGUACACAGCUAGUGGGAAUGACAUUUAUGCCUGGCGAAGAGGAACUGAGCUGAAGCACACAUACAAGGGUCACGAAUGCGCGGUGCAUCUUCUGCUACCUUUUGGCGCCCAUCUGCUGUCCAUCGAUGAGAGCAGCACAUUAAAGGUCUGGAACAUCAAGGACGAGAAUCUACUGCUGGAGUUGAACUUUAGCAACAGCGUCUUCAAAAUAACCACAUUGAUACAUCCCAAUGCUUAUGUAAACAAAAUUUUGAUGGGUAGCGAACAGGGUCAGCUGCAGCUGUGGAACAUUAAAUUAAUGAAAAUGAUCUAUACAUUUAAAGGAUGGCAGAGCAGUGUGACAGCAUUGGAGCAAGCACCUGCGAUAGACGUGACUGCGAUAGGUCUAAACGAUGGUAGAAUCAUUCUGCAUAAUCUCAAGUUCGACGAGACCCUCUUUGAACUGGUGCAAGAUUGGGGCCCGGUGGUGUCUAUCAGCUUCCGUACGGAUGGCCAUCCCAUGAUGGCAACGGGCAGUUUAGGAGGACAAAUCGUGUUUUGGAAUCUGGAGCAACGCAAAGUGGAAAGUCAGCUGUGCAAUGCUCACGAUGGCUCCGUUACAGGUCUGAAAUAUAUUCCGAACGAGCCGCUGUUGGUUUCGUCCUCCCCUGACAAUUCCCUGAAGAUGUGGAUAUUCGAUAUGUCUGACGGUGGAGGGAGGCUCUUGAAAAUAAGGGAGGGUCACAUUGAACCUCCGACAAUCGUUCGAUUUUACGGGAACGAUGGUAAUUAUCUGUUGACCGCGGGCGGCGACUCGUCCCUCCGACUGUUUUCCACCGUCACGGAGAUACUGAACAAGAGUCUAGGAAGAGCCUCAUUCAACAGGAAAGCGUCUAAGAAGAAAGGUCGCUCGGUCGAGGAUGCGCUGCUGAUGCCGCCGAUAACCGAGCUCGCGUUCGAAGAAACACGCGAGAAGGAAUGGUGCAACAUAGCGGCCUCUCAUUCCGGUUUGGGAGUAGUCACUACCUGGUCCUCUCAUCUGCAGAAGAUGGGCGAUCUUAAACUGCUGCCCGAGAGAUUUAAAAAUAAUUAUAACGCCAGCGCGACCAGCUUAUGUUUAACCAGAUGCGGAAACUUCGUCGUAAUCGGUUACAACACGGGUCACGUUGAUAGAUUUAACAUUCAGUCUGGAAUCCAUAGGGCAGCCUAUGGGGAUAAAAAUGGUGCUCACGAGGGUCCGGUUAAAGGCGUCAUGGUCGACGAUUUGAAUCAAAUUCUCAUCACUGCCGGCAGAGAUGCGAAAAUUAAGUUUUGGGAUUUUAAACCGGGAAAAGGUAUGACAACAGCAAGGACGAUAAUAUCGCUGGAAGAGUCGGUCGAAUGGAUACGAUAUCACAAUGAGAGUUCCCUUGUAGCUGUGGCUUUAGAAAACUUUGAUAUUGUGUUGCUGGAUCUGGAUACAAGAAAGGUAGUUCGACAUUUCCAAGGACACGAGGGACGAAUCACGGACGCGUGUUUCAAUCCUGACUCUAGGUGGUUAAUCACAGCAUCUAUGGAUUGCACAAUUCGCACCUGGGACAUACCAUCUUCACACUUAAUAGAUAUUUUUCAGGUUCCUGAAGCUUGCAUAUCUUUAAAUUUCUCUCCGACAGCAGAAUUCCUUGCAACUGUUCAUGUGCGUAACAUGGGGAUUUUUUUGUGGUCAAAUCGUAUGCUGUAUUCGCAUGUAUCGUUGAAAGCUAUCAGUAAGGACGACAUAAUACCCGAAGUGUUACUCCCCGGCUCUUCUGUAGAAACUGAGAAUGCCGACGAGGACGAUGUCGUCGUCGCAGAGCCAGAUUACACGUCUCCGGAUCAGCUCGACAGUGAUCUCAUAACUAUGUCCGGUGUGGCUCAAUCGAGAUGGCAGAAUCUACUCGACAUCGACAUUAUUAAAAGGCGAAAUAAGCCGCAACAACCACCAAAAGCUCCCGAGACAGCGCCGUUCUUCCUACCCACGAUUCCGUCGUUGCAACUACGUUUUGAUUUCUCGAACGUUAAAACUGAUGACAAGACCGAAAUCGUACCUGUUAAUUCCACUUUACAAAAUCUCACGUCAUUUAAUAAAAGUCUGCAAUCAACUACUACGACUGACAAUUUUUCAGAGGUGAUAGAAAAAUUGAAAGCGAUGAAUCCCAACGAUAUCGAUUUUGAAAUUCAGUCGCUAUCUCUGGAUGAGAAUUCCGCGGAAUUGUCGAUGUUGCAAUUUAUGAAGAUGCUUCAUUACGUGAUGGAACGACAGAACGAUUUCGAAUUGUCACAAGCUUAUUUGGCAGUAUUCUUAAAGUGGCAUGGUACCGCUAUAUCGGAAAAUGAGACGCUACAAGACUACUUGCGACAGAUCCAAGAGGCACAAAUGAAAAAUUGGAAAAUACUACGAGAAAAAUUAUUUUAUAAUCUAAGUGUAGUACAACACUUGAAAAAAAUGUAAUAUAGCAUUUGAAUUAUUCGUAUAUUCACGCGUGUAAAUACUUUUAAUAAUUAUAAAAAAAUGAACACAAUAAACUGAAAUAUUUUAUAUAAAUUCGCAAUUUUUGCAUCUGCACAUAGCAUACAACUCUUCAGAAUUUACACUUACUAAUGACAAAAUAUUAAUUUUUUUUAAUUAACGUUUAUUAUGGAUACACAAUUAUAUUGCUAUU